AUGCGGUACUGUCCAGGUGGACGGCUGGAUGAUGCCAGGACAGGAGGUGGGGAGCUGUGCGUGGGGUUCCUCGAUUUUGCCAACGCUUUCGGCUCGGUCGCCCAUCAGGCCCUUGUCGACGCUGUCCGCGGCGCCGGCGCGGGGGAGGCCUUUGCUACCAUCGUUGAAGACCUCUACCGCGCCAACACCACGUGCGUCGUGGCAGCAGCUGGCAUUACGGAGCCAAUCACCAUCGGAGCUGGGCUGAGAAAGGGCUGUCCUCUGAGCGGCCUGCUUUUCAACCUGGUGGUGGACCUGGUCAUCCGUGCAGUACAGGGAGGCGAUAGGCAGCACAACAUCCUUGCCUACGCCGAUGAUCUGACGCUGCUGGCCGCGGAUCCCACCACCCUGCAGAGCCGCUUGGACCGUGUGACAGCCCUGUCGGCCCGGCUCGGGCUGCGACUCAACGCCGCCAAGUGCCGGUCUCUACACCUGUCUGGUCGCCACCCCGUGGGUACACGGCCCACCUCUUUCACCGUGGGUGGCGACCCGAUUCCGGCGCUUGGCGACUUCCAGGGGCACAAGUUCCUGGGCCGUCCAGUGGGGUUCAGGGUGCUGCCGGACGAAACGACGGUCGACGAGGCCAUCCACCUGGGCAGAAAGCUGCUCUCCUCUAUGCUCGCCCCAUGGCAGAGGCUGGAUGCUAUCAAAACAUUUUUGUAUCCAGCCCUCAACUUUGCCAUGCGGGUGGGCCUUGCCAGCAAAGGAGAGUGGCAACGCCUGGACGAGGAGCUCCGCCCGCUCAUCAAGAAGACCCUGUACGUGCCAGCCAGAGCUUCCAAUGAAUACUUGUACGGAAGCUCUCAGGCUGGCAGUGCAGGGAUCCCACUUGCGGCGGAGCUCAGCGACAUCUUUCGGGUGGAUGGAGCCUUCAAGCUACUGACGUCGACCGACGUGGAGGUCCGGGAGCGUGCAGCAGGAGAGCUCGAGGGCGUCGUGUCAAGGCGGCUAAGACGACCCGCGAACACCGAGGACAUGGAGGCCCACCUCUCAGGCGAGACGGAGGGCGACUUCCGACAAACGUCCACACAGGUCCAGUCUGUGUGGACGGAGGCCCGGAAAGCCUCCCGUCGCCUCUCCGUCGCCUGGGAGCUCUUGGAGCAUGGAGCCCGCAUCAACUGCGGGGAGGCCUCUGUGUCAGCGAGGAACCGCCACAAGCUGGUGAAGACCAUCCGGGCGCUCCUCUCCACCGAAAGGGACCAAUCUCUGCAAGACAAACCGAACCAGGGCAAGGCGAUGGUGUGUGUGGCGGCCGACCCGGCAAACUCCCAUUUCAUGAGGUCCGGCCGCUACACCCGCUUCAUCGACUGGCGCUUCGUGCAUCGAGCCCGACUAAAUCUCCUCCCCCUCAAUGCCACAAGACUCUGGGCACCCGCAGCGGACAAAAGAUGCAGACGCUGCGGGUAUGGGGAGGAGACACUGCCGCAUGUACUUUGCCACUGCAUGCGGCAGAGCCGGGCCAUGACUGAGCGUCAUAACACCAUCGUCGCCAGAAUAAAAAAGGCUGCCUUGGGUCGGUUUACAGUCAUUGCGGAGAACCAGGUCGUGGGCAACACAUCGCUCAAGCCCGACCUGGUACUGGCCCGUGGAGAGGAGGCACUCAUCCUGGACGUCUGCUGCCCUUUCGAGAACAGGCUGCAGGCGUUCCAGGACGCCCGGAAGGCUAAGGAGGAGAAGUACGCCCCUGUACAGCGUCAUCUCCUCCGGCGGUUCCAACGCGUGACGGUGGACGCGGUGGUCGUCGGCUGCCUUGGCAGCUGGGAUGUGGGGAACGACCGGGUGAUGCGCAGGCUGUGCAGUAGGUCAUACCUACGGACACUCAAACGCCUGUGCAUCAGCGAUACAAUCAGCGCCUCUACAAAGAUUUUUAGAGCCCAUGUCGGCACCUCUUAA
Messenger RNA from Dermacentor albipictus, 1932 nucleotides. NCBI's taxonomy places the organism in Eukaryota, Metazoa, Arthropoda, Arachnida, Ixodida, Ixodidae. The record is from RefSeq and is a predicted model, not a curated record.